Messenger RNA from Euleptes europaea (tarantolino), 2283 nucleotides. It is a transcript of the gene SAMD4B, whose product is annotated as sterile alpha motif domain containing 4B. Gene Ontology annotation, molecular function: phosphatidylinositol-4,5-bisphosphate phospholipase C activity; translation repressor activity; protein binding. The transcript is spliced from 12 exons. Gene Ontology annotation, biological process: negative regulation of translation; lipid metabolic process; nuclear-transcribed mRNA poly(A) tail shortening. Gene Ontology annotation, cellular component: P-body. The record is from RefSeq and is a predicted model, not a curated record. Lineage: Eukaryota; Metazoa; Chordata; Lepidosauria; Squamata; Sphaerodactylidae. The coding region runs from base 123 to 2189 and encodes 688 amino acids.
GCUUUGCACCCUUGUGCUGAACCCCCCAGGUGUGAAGUCGAAACCAUGUGAGGGCCCCUUCCCCUGCUUCCCUUGACCCCCGUCUCGGGUGAAUUGCUGCUGAGCCCGAGGUGCCAGCCACCAUGAUGUUCCGGGACCAGGUGGGCAUUCUCGCUGGCUGGUUCAAAGGCUGGAAUGAAUGCGAGCAGACAGUGGCCCUGCUGUCGCUCCUCAAGCGUAUCUCUCGCACCCAAGCCCGCUUCCUGCAGCUGUGCCUGGAGCACUCGCUGGCAGACUGCACUGAGAUUCACGUUCUGGAGUCUGAGGCCAACAACGCAGCCAUCAUCAGCCAGUGGCAUCAGGAGCCCAAGGACAAAGUGGUCUCCCUGCUCCUCUCCCACCUGCCCCUUCUCCAGCCUGGCAACACCGAUGCCAAGUCGGAGUACAUGAAGCUCUUGCAGAAGGUGCUGGCCUACUCCAUCGAGAGCAACCUUUUCAUAGAGGAGAGCCGGCAGCUCCUCUCCUAUGCCCUGAUCCACCCGGCCACCACACUGGAUGACCGCAACUCUCUGGCUCUCUGGCUCAACCAUCUCGAGGAACGUCUCUCCAGCGGCUACUCUGGCCAGGGCAGGGGUCGACCCGACACGGCCUAUCACUCACGCCAGGGCUCAGAUGAGUGGCAAGGCCCGGUGGAUGCAGGCCUCGGGGAACUGGGGCACAGCUGGCAGGAGAAGCCUCCACGAGAAAAUGGGCACAUGUCGUUCCACUCUUCUGGUUCAGUGCCGUCAGCCAUCAACAGCAUCGGGAGCAACACUAACACAGCUCUCCCCUGCCAAAUCCACCCCAGCCCACUGAAGCGCUCCAUGUCCCUCAUCCCCACCAGCCAGCAGGUCCCCGGCGAGUGGAUGAGUGUGGAGGAGAUGGGGGCUCGGUCCGCCUUCAUCCCCGGUGGGGAACAUGCCCCCCUCUCACCCCAGAGCAGCGUGGCCUCUUCAGGCAGCGAGCAGACGGAGGAGCAGUCAGGCAGCCGCAACACCUUCCAGGAGGACGGCAGCGGCAUGAAAGAUGUCCCCUCGUGGCUGAAGAGCCUUCGCCUCCACAAAUAUGCAGCCCUUUUUUCCCAAAUGACCUAUGAAGAGAUGAUGACCCUCACAGAGCAGCAUCUGGAAUCACAGAACGUGACCAAAGGAGCAAGGCACAAAAUAGCUUUGAGUAUCCAGAAGCUGCGGGAAAGGCAGAGUGUCCUGAAGUCUCUGGAGAAGGACAUCCUAGAAGGGGGGAACCUGUGGAACGCCCUCCAGGAACUGCAGCAGAUCAUCAUCACGCCCAUCAAGGCUUUCCACACCCUGCAGUCCAUGGCAGCCUCCAAGGAGGGCCAGCCACUGGCAGGGGAACCACGCGGGGGCCCCAAGCUAGGCUUGGAGAAGACCAGCAACGGGACCGAGGCUAAGGAGCCCGCAGCUGAUUCCUUCCCGCCCCCAACGGGCUCUCCUUGCGACGGGGAGUCGGGAGCUGCGCCUAUCGCUGAGGGAGACAUUGCAGGGCAGUUCACACGGGUGAUGGGCAAAGUGUGCACGCAAUUGCUGGUAUCCCGGCCAGAUGAGGAAAACAUCACCAGUUACCUCCAGCUGAUAGAGAAGUGCCUGAUGCAUGAGGCAUUCACAGAGACGCAGAAGAAGAGGCUGCUGUCCUGGAAGCAGCAGGUUCUCAAGCUACUCCGGACAUUUCCAAGGAAGGCCGUGCUGGACAUGCAAGGCUACCGUCCGCAAAAAGGAUGGGCCUUUGGCUCCAACUCUCUCCCCAUAGCUGGAUCUGUGGGGGUGGGGGUGGUACGCAGAGGUCAGCGGCAGUUCCAGAUGCCCCCCCGUGCCAUCCCCCCAAGCCGUAUGGGGAUCCUGAGUCCCGCGGGGAUCGGUGGCAUCUCUCCUCGGCAUUCUCUCGCCAGUCCAAACCUGGGGAGCCAAGGGCGGCAGAAUCUGUGGUUUGCCAACCCCGGGGGAAGCAACAGCAUGCCCGGCCAGAGCCGCAGCUCGGUCCAGCGGACCCAUUCGCUCCCCGUCCACACAUCCCCGCAGGCCAUCCUCAUGUUCCCACAGGAUUGCCAGCUCCCUGGAACAGACCUGGAGAUCAACCCCACGCUGGAGUCGCUGUGUCUCAGCAUGACAGAGCAUGCGCUGGGUGAUGGCAGCGACAAGACGUCUACCAUUUGAAAGAAGCUGGACCGGCUGGUGUACCUGAGAAGCUUUAGGGGGGCUGUUUUUAUUUUUUUCCCUUUUUUGUGUUAACCCCUCCCCUUGGGUGGGU